AUGGGUGAAGUAAACAAAUUGACCUUUCAAGACUUCAUGCGAAAGUGUUUUAAAAUGGGACUCUUCAAAAUUAUUCCAAGUCAGGGGUCUAAAGAGAAACAUCCAGAGAUAACAAACGAAGAUGACUCGGAUGUUGUGUCCACUAUCAUUGGAGAUUAUGGAAGAUGGCAACUCAUGAUGACUUUCCUCUUAUCUUUGUUCUCCUUCCCAUGUACUUUUCACAUAUAUUUACCAACGUUUACGGCGAAAGCAACAAAGUUCUGGUGUCAAAGGCCAGAAAAUUUGUCAUCUCUACCUGUAGACGAUUGGAUAAAUUACAGUCAGCCCAUAGACGCUUGCUCGAUACGAGUUUUGCCACCUGGGAUUACGGUGGAAAGCAUCUUAAACAACACGGCUCCAUUAUUGGACUCAUUUCAAAAAUGUACUCAAUGGGAAUAUGAUAAAUCAGAGGUUGGAGAAACGAUCAUUUCAGAAUGGAAUCUCGUUUGCGAUAACGCUAACUUGACUAGCCUAGGCGAAGUUGUGUUUUUAGUAGGCGUUGGAGUGGGAGGUGUUGUGGGGGGCUGGAUAUCCGAUAAAUUUGGCCGUAAAAAGAUUCUUAUGGGCAUGGUAGUAGCACAAAGCGCUCUCGGAAUUAUCUCGUUGCUUGUCAAAUCAUACUUACAGUAUAUGAUGGUGAAGCUGGUAAUGGGUCUCGUGUCAGUAUCCGUCGUUUACGCAGCCUUCGUACUGUCUGUAGAGUUAGUUGGAGGCAAAUGGGUCACCAUAGCAGGGGUGUGCAACUUUUUUCCUCUACCAUUGGCAUACAUUAUUGUAUCCCUCCUUUCAUUGGCUAUGCCAAAUUGGAGGCAUCUGCAAUUAGCUUUAUCAGUGCCAGGAUGUUUUCUACUUUUGAUGUGGUUUGUGCUACCUGAAUCUCCGAGAUGGCUGUUAAAUAUGGGUAGAACUCAAGAAGCCCGAGAAAUAUUGGAAAGGGCAGCCAAAUUUAAUAAAAGAAACACGGUUGCUGAUAUAGACAAACUUCUUCUUUUACAUAAAGUAGAGGAAGAUAGAGAGGAACCUAGUGUCCUCAUGUUGUUCAAGGGAUAUUUAUUAAAAAGGACUUUUUGCUUGUUUAUUGCGUGGUUUUCAAUGACAAUAGCAUACUACGGGCUCUUGUUAAAUAUCGGUAAAUUCAAUCUCGGCAAUUUGCACCUCACAUCAAUCAUACUUGCUGUAGUUGAAGUACCGGCAAUCGCAUUGAGUAUUCCUAUUCUAUUGAAGGCUGGCAGACGUAUACCGAUCUGUUUAACCAUGUUCGUUUGUGGAGUCGCCUGUGUCACAAGUGAACUACUUUCCAUAUUAUACGAUGAUGUUUGGAUAAUAAUAUUUAGUCUCAUGGUCGGGAAGUUUGCUAUCGGUGCAACAAAUAUGAUGCUGCCUAUUUACACCGCUGAGCUAUAUCCGACUGUGAUAAGGAAUCUUGGUGUUGGAGCAAGUCAAAUAUCUUCCGGACUGGCCCUCAUUUGUAUCCCAUAUUUGUGGGAACUGACAAAACUAAACGCACAUUUGCCGAUGGUGACUAUAGCAGCAUUGGGUGCGGCAGGCGGUGCCGUCGUCCUUCUCUUACCAGACACAGUAAACUCAAAAGAUAACAAAAAACCUAAAAACGUAUCUUGCAAUGGAACUUUCACAAUCAGCGACGACAGGCGGUAUUGA
Molecule: messenger RNA, 1698 nt
Organism: Danaus chrysippus (African queen)
Lineage: Eukaryota; Metazoa; Arthropoda; Insecta; Lepidoptera; Nymphalidae
Source: the annotation of a GenBank genome assembly